This is a messenger RNA of Tachysurus vachellii, 2424 nucleotides long. RefSeq names its product galectin 8a (gene lgals8a). The transcript has 9 exons. Lineage: Eukaryota; Metazoa; Chordata; Actinopteri; Siluriformes; Bagridae. The coding region runs from base 106 to 1044 and encodes 312 amino acids. The record is from RefSeq and is a predicted model, not a curated record. Gene Ontology annotation, molecular function: carbohydrate binding.
CGAGAGCAUUUAUUUCGCAGCCUACAUAGUGUACAUUUACAGGGAGGAACAGAUAGAUUUGGGAGUGGCCCAGAGGGCAGCAGGAACAGAAACUGUGUCGUCGAAAUGUCGGUAAACAGCCCAAAGCAGACUGUUCUCAAGCCGUCCAUCCCAUUAACAUUAACCAUCCUGGGAGGCCUCCAUCCAGGUGAGAUGGUUGUUAUCCAAGGCUCUGUCCCAGGAGAUGCAGACAGGUUUCAGGUGGACUUCAUGUGCGGCAGCAGUACUAAACCCAGAGCAGACGUUGCGUUCCACUUUAACCCACGCUUUAAAAAGAACCAAAUCGUGUGCAACACCCUGCAACUCGAGUACUGGGGUAAAGAAGAGAUCCACUAUCUCAUGCCUUUCAGAAAGGGGGCAGAUUUCGAGAUCAUCAUACUGGUGGAGAAAGAUUUGUACAAGGUGGCAGUAAAUGGUGCUCAUGUGCUAGAGUACAAGCACAGAAUGGAUCUGGCCAGGGUGGACACAAUGUCUGUAUCUGGGAAGGUUCAGAUCCAGGCGAUCGGAUUCAUUCCCAGCACAAGUGCUGUAUAUUCUUCAUCAGCCAGGAAUGAGAUCAGUACACAAUCAUUAGCUGUACUAGAUGACUCCGGUGAUAUGAGUCUUCCUUUUAAGAGAAAGCUAAUAAAGGGCUUGAGUCCAGGACACACCAUCACAGUCAAGGGUCACAUCGUUAACUAUGCUCACAGCUUCAAUGUGAACCUGCGUGUUGGGAACUCGACAGACAUCGCGCUGCACUUAAACCCUCGCCUCAAAUCUGGUCUGUUUAUUCGUAACUCUUACCUGUCUGAGUGCUGGGGUCCAGAAGAGAACACCCUGCCAAGCUUUCCCUUCACUCCAGGAGAAUAUUUUGAGAUGAUAAUCCUAUGCGAGGCUCAGCAGUUCAAGGUGGCCGUGAACGGCGCUCAUCAGCUGACCUACAAGCACCGCGUGCAGGACCUGAGCCGUGUGGACGAGCUGGAGAUCACUGGGGACCUGCAGCUUCAGGAUGUUAAGAUAUGGUAACUGAAGCCCCAUCCGAACGCAGCAGCUUUGAAUAAAGACAUUUAGCUUUGCAAAUCUGAUGACGUAAUGUGUGCACAAACCCUCCCUCCUCUCAUGAGCUACUACUGAUCUAAAGCACGAGAUCACGGCUUUGGCUGUAUGAUUGAACAUGUAACCACUUUAGCACCUAAUACGCUUUGACAAAUAACAGCUGAGAUUGUGUAUAGGAUUUUGUUCUUUCUUUCUGGCCAGGUUUUUUUUUUUUUUUUAAAUUGCUAGCACAAUUACAAAAAGGUUUUCUUAUAAUGAAUUAGCCUUAAAAACCAAUUAACUUGGAUCAGCAAACAUAACAUAAGACUUCAACAGAGGACUGAUGGUUACUGACAGUUGGUCUUUGUCACAAUGUAGAUUGUUCUUUAAAAAACAUCUGAUUCUUUUUAUGUUUUCUUUGCAAAACAAGAAAAUUGCCAAGCGAUCGCAAACUUCGAACGGUAGCGUAUGUAAUGUAGCGUAUGUGCGACAAUUUAGCUGGUUACAAGCUUCCCUUAUUCAUCAGUGCCGUGGCUCUGGAGAGGAUUAUGUCUAUUCUGGUUGUUCUUUUUUUUCUCUGAUGAUGUGAGUCCAUGGAUAGACAGAUAAUUGAAUUCAUGGUCUAAUCAGCCUUCUCCUCUCAUUUAAAACAAAAAAGAAAAAGAAAAGAAAAAUGACAACUCGAAUAUUGAUAACAUUUUGCUAGAAGAGAAAGACGUGUAAUACACAAGAUGACCACACGAAUAACUGCAUUUAUAUCGACUGAUGUAUGAAAUACAGGCUUGUGUAAAACAUCGCCUAAGGAUGUGAUAUGAAAUACGGAAUAUCAAGUCGGAAUAUCUAGAGCAGGGAAAAUAAAAUCUGCUACAAGUAAUUUAAGAAAAGUAAACAAACCAAGAAGUGUUAAAAAAAUCACGCCGAGGCUGCCUCAGGCUCCGACGACCAGCCGUGUAAUUUAUACACAUGUUUAACUCCGAAAGCAUAGUUGUGCAAGCAGGCUCUUUUAUUUGAACCAAGAAUCUUCAGGCAAUUAUAUGCCUGCCAUUGUCAUAUCAUCCUAUUAUAUUUUUUGCACUAACGAAGGACCAAGUUUCAUAUUUUGGAGGCUUUCAGAGUUAGGAAUGAGUUAAGAAAAUGUUUAAGAGAAAGAAAAAACUCUCAUUUUUGAGUCUGAAUGCUUAAUUAGAAGACAUCUAGUUUAAUGUCCAUCCAGAUGUUCAGACAGAUGCUCGAGACAGAUUUCUAUGCAAGUCAUCAGCAGCCUGUAAGUCUCUGCACAUUUCUGUUAAAACACUUCAUUAAAGCUCAGACCAGGGCUCUGUUUCAUGAAAAUUCUUAGUAUAAAGAGUUUCUCCUAGUGAUGUAAUUCCU